CUCUAAACAAACGUUAUGUGAUCGGUAGCGCUGCUAAAAAAUCAGUCAGUUGAGCACAGAUCGCUGCCCGAAAUAGUGGUCAGGACAGUUCGUACGAAUUUCAUUAACGCUUCACUUGUGAAAAUCAACUAAAUCAAAAUGGAUCAAAUUGAUGAAGACUUGACUCCAGAACAAAUUGCCGUUCUUCAAAAGGCAUUCAACAGCUUCGAUUCCCAAAAAACUGGAAGUAUCUCAACUGAGUUGGUAGCCGAUAUCUUGCGUCUUAUGGGUCAACCAUUCGACAAGAAGAUCUUGGAAGAACUUAUCGAAGAAGUCGAUGAAGACAAAUCUGGCCGUUUGGAAUUCGUUGAAUUCGUUCAACUCGCUGCCAAAUUCAUCGUUGAAGAAGAUGCUGAAGCCAUGCAAAAAGAAUUGAAAGAAGCUUUCCGUUUGUACGACAAGGACGGUAACGGUUUCAUUCCAACCACAUGCUUGAAAGAAAUCUUGCGUGAAUUGGACGACCAAUUGACAGACCACGAAUUGGACGGUAUGAUUGAAGAAAUCGAUUCCGAUGGCUCAGGCACAGUCGACUUUGAUGAAUUCAUGGAAAUGAUGACCGGAGAAUAAGCGACACACUGUUUACGCAUUUAUAUCAUAAAAAACUUCACACUAUCUCAAAUCAUAUCAAAAACAAAUUUCAAACCGAUAUUCAUCCGGAUCCUUUGCACAUUCAUUUUAAAUGAAAAAAAAAACACACACACUUUUGAAAUAAAAUGAAAAAUUAAUUACCAUCAAA
Messenger RNA from Sitodiplosis mosellana (orange wheat blossom midge), 775 nucleotides. RefSeq names its product troponin C. Gene Ontology annotation, molecular function: calcium ion binding; enzyme regulator activity. The record is from RefSeq and is a predicted model, not a curated record. NCBI's taxonomy places the organism in Eukaryota, Metazoa, Arthropoda, Insecta, Diptera, Cecidomyiidae. Bases 139 to 606 code for a protein of 155 amino acids. The transcript is spliced from 6 exons.